AUGCUUGAUCUCCUAAAUCAAACGGAUGCGACGAUAUUUAGAGUUCUUUGCGAACCUUGCUUAAUGGCAGCAAUUCGCAACUCAUGUCCUCAAUUCGUAAAAUUUAUAACAAGCAAAGAGAAUAUGGCUAUUCUAAUGGAUAUAGUCCUCACGAAUAAAUAUUGUCAACUUGAAAAUUACAAUCAAAUUCUUAAAUCAGCGCUGAUUCUUUUAACAUCUCAAACUACGGGCGUUAUGUCUCCAAUUAUGAUGAAUAUGGUAUAUAUGUCAAAGAUUUUCGAAUUUGUAAAUUUGUCCGAGGUGAGAGACCCCCAGAUAUCUGGUAAUUUUCUUAAAAUUGUUUUAUCAAUGGCGAAAUAUACUCGUGGAGAAUUUCUGCGAGAUAUACCAGAUUUCGAAAAUUGGCUUAUUAACAAUUGUUACACGUUCGCUCAAAAAGAACUCCUUUCUUCAAUUUUAAUCGAAUAUCCGAGAUUUAUUAACAUAAAUACAGAAUUUGCGAUGAAACUGGCUAUAGCAAUUCGUGACCAGAAAGAAUCGUUCGUUGGCUGCGCAGUUAUGAACGUAUUUAAAAAUUCUCCAGAUUUUAUUUUAAAUUUCCAAAACGAUCAGGUCGUAGAAGUACUUUUCGAAAUACUUAAUGACAAAACCACGAAGUUGUACAAAAUAAUAACGACUUUUAUGCUGUUAUAUCACAUAAAUUUAUUCGAUUACCAAAUUCCCAUCGAAAUGAUUGAAAAAUAUUCUAAAAUAUUCCUGGAAAAUUACGAGUAUACUGACUGCAUUCUCAGCUACGCAUUGUUAAUUUUAAGAACAAAAGAUGAAAAUAUCUUGUCAAAAAUCUUUGAUCCAGCUAUAGGAUCACGUCUGAAAAUGUCCAUAUUCAAACAGUUCGAUUACAUGAGCAACGAUGAACUCUACGACUAUAUUUGCCAAUCUCAGCUCAAUUUACGGAUUCUAGAGCUCGCCCAGAACAAACGCCGCGAUGUUUCGAUUACUCUAUUUAAAAACCUUAUCCACAGCCGCGGAAUUUUCAUUGAAGGCUGGAAUGAAGGUUUACAAGAUUUAGGAUUACAACUUGACUUAUACGAUACAGAAUAUGGUGGAGAAUUAUCUCCUCCGCUUGAAGUCAAUUAUUCUUUACUCGCUUCUGACAAAAUCAUAACUUUGUGA
Molecule: messenger RNA, 1173 nt
Organism: Trichomonas vaginalis G3
Lineage: Eukaryota; Parabasalia; Trichomonadida; Trichomonadidae
Exons: 1
Coding region: 1-1173 (390 amino acids)
Source: RefSeq, a predicted model, not a curated record